AUGACCGAGAGGCUACGUUGGCUCGUGGACAGCAGGAGGGGACAUGAACUUGCAGAGGAAGAGGAGCAGCAUCUAGUGAGGAAAAAAAAAAAAAAGAAACGGUUUAAAAAUGGUUCUGAACACUUGCUGUGGCAACUAAGGCUCCAGCCGCUUCAUGGAGUUCAGAGACCCUUGAAACCAGAAAUUACCAUAACUUACAUUGCUGUUUCAGCUAUAUUCUUUAACAGUGGACUCUCAUUAAAAACGGAGGAGCUGACAAGUGCUUUGAUGCAUGUGAAACUACACCUUUUUGUCCAGAUUUUUACGCUUGUGUUCUUCCCAGCAGCAAUCUGGCUCUUUCUUCAGCUAUUAUCAAUCACACGUAUAAAUGAAUGGCUUUUAAAAGGCUUGCAGACAGUAGGCUGCAUGCCACCUCCUGUGUCUUCUGCAGUAAUUUUAACCAAAGCUGUUGGUGGAAAUGAGGAGCUGCUAUAUCUAAUUUAG
Tinamus guttatus (white-throated tinamou) is the source of this 483-nucleotide messenger RNA. The record is from RefSeq and is a predicted model, not a curated record. NCBI's taxonomy places the organism in Eukaryota, Metazoa, Chordata, Aves, Tinamiformes, Tinamidae.